Messenger RNA from Musca vetustissima, 1084 nucleotides. It is a transcript of the gene Phm, whose product is annotated as peptidylglycine alpha-hydroxylating monooxygenase. Lineage: Eukaryota; Metazoa; Arthropoda; Insecta; Diptera; Muscidae. The transcript has 8 exons. Gene Ontology annotation, molecular function: copper ion binding; oxidoreductase activity, acting on paired donors, with incorporation or reduction of molecular oxygen, reduced ascorbate as one donor, and incorporation of one atom of oxygen. The record is from RefSeq and is a predicted model, not a curated record. Gene Ontology annotation, biological process: peptide metabolic process. Bases 26 to 1084 code for a protein of 352 amino acids. Gene Ontology annotation, cellular component: extracellular region; membrane.
AUGGCUACAAGUGUUAACAGCUUUAAUGGUAUUGGCCGCCAGUUGCUGGCAGCCAACAUAUGGUAUCUUGGAUGACGAUGAAUAUAAUUCCGUCUACAAUGAACAGAUGCGGGAGCAGUUAAAUCACGAAGUUGGGAAAUUUCCAUUUCUGAUGCCAAAUGUGCGGCCAAAAACGCCUGAACUAUAUCUUUGUACACCGAUAAAAGUGGACUAUACAAAAAGCUACUAUAUAGUUGGUUAUGAACCCAAUGCUACGAUGAAUACGGCGCAUCACAUGCUGGUCUAUGGAUGCGGUGAACCUGGAUCAAGUAAAACUGUGUGGAAUUGCGGUGAAAUGGCUAAAAAGUCUUCCGAAGAAACAGCUAGUCCUUGUGGGGUCCAAUCACAUUCCCAGAUUUUAUAUGCCUGGGCCAGAGAUGCCCCCAAACUGGAGUUACCUGAGGGUGUGGGUUUUAAGGUGGGAUAUGACUCACCCAUUAAAUAUAUUGUUCUGCAGGUCCAUUAUGCCAGUAUAGCCAAGUUUAGGGAUGGCAGCACCGAUGAUUCUGGAGUGUUUAUACGCUACACCGAGAAACCCAUGAACAAAUUGGCUGGUGUCCUGCUUAUGGGUACCGCUGGUGUCAUCCCACCCAUGUCUAUUGAACAUAUGGAAACCGCGUGCGAAAUCAAUGAAAAUAAAACCAUACAUCCGAUUGCCUAUCGGACACAUACACAUAGUUUGGGCAAGGUCGUAUCAGGUUACCGGGUCCGCACCGAUGAUCAUGGCAUGAAUCAUUGGACUUUGCUGGGCAAAAGGGAUCCUUUGACACCUCAAAUGUUUUAUCCCGUCAUGAAUAAUGAACCCAUAGUUAAGGGUGAUUUUAUUGCGGCGAGAUGUACCAUGGAGAGUCAUAGGAAACGGGUAACGGAAAUUGGCGCCACCAACAACGAUGAAAUGUGCAACUUCUAUCUGAUGUACUAUGUGGAGAAUGAUGAACCGCUGAACAUGAAAUACUGCUUUAGUCAGGGACCUCCCAACUAUUAUUGGCGUAAUCCCGAUGUGGGUCUCAACAAUAUACCGCACAAGGAGGCGAGCACAUUGUAA